CGAGAUAGAUAGUUUUACCUGACGAGUGUGAUGCGGUGAACGUGGUUGCUUUGGAUCGUCACUUUUAAAAUGAAGGAGAUUAUAGUUUCGGCGCCUGGCAAGGUCAUACUUCACGGCGAACACUCUGUUGUGUAUGGGAAAUUGGCUGUGGCAGCAGGAGUUAACCUGAGAACUUUCCUGCGUCUCAGAGAAGACAGUUUAGGUGAAGUACGACUACACCUGCCUGAUGUUGGUCUGGAUCGCUCCUGGAAAACUGAAGAUCUACAACAUUUCUUCAGCGAAAGACUCUGCAACCCUUUGAGUCCGAGCCAAAUCAGCGAUGACCUUAUGGAUCGUCUAAAGGAAUUCUCAGGGAUAAGUCUGGAUUCCAGUAACACAGGACACUUGGCCAUUAUUGCUUUCCUGUACCUGUAUGGUAGUCUGGCAUGGAAAAAUGGGAAAUGCAUAUCUAUGGAUGUCGCUGUCAGUUCCACUCAGCCGGUUGGAGCUGGUUUGGGGUCGUCUGCCAGCUUUUCUGUUUGUCUCGCAGCGGGUCUUCUCAGCUCAGUGGCACUGAUCAGCCCAAAACAGCCUCUGAAUGGAGAGAACACCAUGGGGACGUGGUCUGAGAAAGACAAAGAGCUGAUCAACUCAUGGGCAUUUGAAGGAGAGCGAGUCAUCCAUGGCAAACCAUCUGGCAUCGAUAACUCCAUGGCAACCUAUGGUGGUGCUUUGACAUUCCAAAGUGGUAAAAUUGUUCAACUGAAGAAAAUGCCACGACUGAAGAUUUUAUUGACCAACACCAAAGUCCCACGAAGCACAAAAGUCUUGGUGGCUGGAGUCCGAACUAACUAUGAGAAAUUCCCUGGAGUGUUUGGUCCGGUGUUUGAAGCCAUGCACGGUUUAUCUGUCAGGAGUGUAGAGACCUACAAUCAAAUGGCUGACAAAGCUGACCUGGAGCAUUACUCUACAUUACAGGAUCUGAUUGACAUCAAUCAUCAGCUAUUAAGGCUGAUUGGUGUGAGUCACCCAGUGCUGGAGACCCUUGUACAGGAGUCGUCUGCUCUUGGCGUACACACCAAGUUGACAGGUGCAGGAGGCGGGGGAUGUGCCUUGUCACUUAUAUCACCAGAUGUUAAGGAUGAUGUGAUAGAGAAGCUGAAGACUGUGUUCAGGGAGAAAGGUUUCGACUGCUGGGAGACAUCAGUCGGUGGAGACGGAGUUCUGUUACAUUCCAACUUCAACACUAUAUUUACAGUCCCUAAAACCUUCCGAGAAUCUCUCUGAUUAUAUAGAGUAUCCCAAAAACCUUCAAAUUUGAGAAAACAGACAUUGGUGAGAAUUUAUCAAGAAGACUUUUUAUGCUUGAAAAGACCCAUUGUGGUUAGAGUGAAGAAAUACCUCCCUAUUUGAGAACUGGGAUAAUCUUCACAUUUGAGAACAUGACAUUCAUAUUUCAGAAUGCCAACAUUUAGUGAGAAUGUAUGCUGAAGACAUUUCACAUGUGAAAACACUGACAUGGGCUAAACUGCUCAAAGCCUUCUUUUAUCCUGAGAACACCAUCAUUGGUCAAACGGUUCAAAAUCUUCAUUUUUGAGAAAUCUGAAAACUUUCUUAUUUGAAAACACUAGCAUUGAUAAAAAGCUCAAAACCUUCUUAUUUGAGAACACUAGCAUUGAUUAAAUGCUCAAAACCUUCACACUGUAUUGUUGCAUUGAAAACGAUUUAUAUGCAGAGGGGAAAGAAACAAACUGAUACAAGCCACUCUUGUCAGAAGAGUUACAUACCAAGGGCCGAUUUAGUGAAGGGAUUUUUUGACUGAAGUCAAAAUUUUGAACUUUUGAUCACCCAGAUUAUAAUGUUUUUGGGUCAGAGGCAGCUAAAAUUACAUGUACAUGUACCUUACGUGUACCUCAGGUGUACUUUACAUGUACCUUACAUGUAGUUUGAGUCGAACUGCCAAGUUUUCAAUGUUUAGAAAAAUUAUGGACAGCAGGCUCCUUCUGUUAUUAUGUAAGACUGAAGAUUUCUUGAGAGAAUAGUUUAGUAAGCAUUUUUAAUAUAAAUCUUUACAGGAGCCCAAUGUAAUGUUGUAUGGAAAAUACCCAUCCCUUCUCUCCCUUUGUUGUAAGAAUGUGGCCAUAUCAUUGGUGGUGCCUAUCAUUCAAUGUUUAUGUGACGUUGUUGACAGCAAUGUGAAUGAACCAGGGUCAUUUUGAUGUCUCAUUCAUGUUUAUG
This is a messenger RNA of Liolophura sinensis, 2217 nucleotides long. Its product is annotated as mevalonate kinase-like. The record is from RefSeq and is a predicted model, not a curated record. Gene Ontology annotation, molecular function: mevalonate kinase activity; ATP binding. NCBI's taxonomy places the organism in Eukaryota, Metazoa, Mollusca, Polyplacophora, Chitonida, Chitonidae. The transcript has 8 exons. Gene Ontology annotation, cellular component: cytoplasm; cytosol. Gene Ontology annotation, biological process: isopentenyl diphosphate biosynthetic process, mevalonate pathway; cholesterol biosynthetic process; isoprenoid biosynthetic process. The coding region runs from base 70 to 1266 and encodes 398 amino acids.